AGAAACCCACGUCGUCGUCCGUGAGAGAUGCAGCGCGGCUGAGGCAGGGGGACCCCACCGAAACUGGAAAGGGCGUGAAGAGGGGCAAAUCGUGCUGGGAAUAGUGCUGGACAAGUGACUCACCUGUUAGCCGCUUCCACGAGCCUGUUUGGCGCUAAUGACGACGGUGAUGAGGGUGCUGGCAGUUUGACAGCCUUCUGCAGCCGACGUGUGUAGAAUACCCCAAGGCCCUGUGAGCCGUCAAGAUGUCCCGAUUCUUCCCAAAGUUGUAGUUUGGCAGUCCUCCACCAGGGGGCCUCACUGGGGAGGGAAGAAGGGUUGAUCAGAAACCUAAAACCCAAACUUUGAACUACAGCCAAGGAACCAUGUAGAACCGCUUUCUUCUCAAAAGGGGUGUGGGUUAACUUUUUAGCUAUUUUUAAACAUUGUUUUUAAUUUUUUUUAUUGUUGAGUUUGAGUUGAGUUUUGGACCAGACUGCAAGGCGGAGAUGGUCCUGCACACCUCCCCUUACCCGAGUGCCUUCCUCAGCUUCCUCAGCAGCCUGUCCUGGGCCUUGGUGUUCCCCUGCUAUUGGAUGCUGGACCGGCUCUUGGCCUCUUGUGUUGCCACCUCGCUGGAAAAGCGAAGGCGUUCGCAGGACCCUUGCUCUUUCCUGGCUCUGGGGGUACUCAUCUCUACACCACUGUACCUGGUCCUGCUGCUGGCCUCUUUACCCUUCGCCCUGCUAGGCUUCCUACUUUGGGCACCCCUACAGGCCUCCCGGCACCCGUACAUCUAUUCGUACCGAAAACCUGAUGCUCAUCGGGCUGAGCAGGGGCCAUCUGCUGCAGGGUCUGGCGAAUGGCGCCCUCAAGGCCGCAGCUUCUGCUUUGGCAGCGCCAAUGUGUGCCUGCUGCCCGACUCUCUGGCACGGUUCAACAACCUGGCGGACACGCAGCGCAGGGCACGGGAAGUGGGCAAACGAAUCCGCAACGGAGCCAGUCGGCCGCAGAUCAAGAUCUACAUUGAUUCACCUACCAACACCUCCAUCAGUGCCGCGUCCUUCUGCAGCCUGGCCACGCAGGGCUUCCGACGAACAUCCUCACUGGACCAGCGUCCGGAACCAACGACUGGAAGUGAGGGAGACAGUGAGCCUACAUCUGAGUGUCCUGUGCAUCCUUCCGGAGGAUCAAGCUCAGACUGCCCCAUCCAUAAUGGCCAGAAUACUUCAGAGUGUCCUGUGCAUCCUUCUGGGGGAACAAACGCAGACUGCCCCGUCCAUAACAGCCAGAAUAUUGCCGAAUGUCCACUGCACUUCAGCCAUGAGGAACCAUCACCGGACUGCCCGGUCCACCAGCCUGGAGACCCUCAAGCAUCUGAGGAAUGUCCAGUCCAUUCCACCACAGCAGGUUCAGGCUCUGAUGACUGUCCUUUGCACCCUUCUGGGGUCCAGAUUAGCAUCACUUCCCCUGAACCUGAGACAGCGGAGACCAAAAACCAUCGCCCCAGUGAAGGAGACACCGGCAGCCUUCACAGUCGCACUGCCUCCAGAGAGUCCUUGACCCGUUUCCAUGGUGCAACAGAUGGUGGCGGCAUCACGUCCAACAACACGCUCUCGCAGCACCGGGCUUCUUUCUUCAAGAGGCCUACGGGCCGCAAGCGCCGCCACGGUGAUGACGGUUUUGACCAUGAAAUCUCUGCCUUCUUCCCUGCCAACCUAGAUUUCCUGUGCCUGCAGGAAGUGUUUGAUCGGCGAGCAUCGGAGCGGCUGUGCCGGCAGCUGCACCGCUACUUCCCUUAUGUGCUCAGUGACGUGGGCCGCUAUGGCUGGAAGGGCUGCUGCUCACGGUUCAAGUUCCUCAACAGCGGCCUUCUCCUGGCCAGCCGCUACCCCAUCCUAGAUGCACACUAUGAAUGCUAUCCCAACGGCUGUGGAGAGGAUGCCCUCGCAGCCAAAGGAGCUCUCUACGCCAAGGUACAGGUGGGCACCUCCCAUCAAGAGCAGAGGGUUGUGGGAUACAUCACCUGUACUCACCUGCACGCUAUAGAGGGUGAUGCAUCGGUGCGCUGUGAGCAGCUGGACCUGCUGUUGGAGUGGGGUGCUGAGUUCAGGAGGGCUACGUCCGUCCCCGCAGGUGAAGAGAAAGCUCUGGAGGAUCAGGUGGCCUUUGACGUCAUCCUUGGAGACCUCAACUUCGAUAACUGCUCAUCUGAGGAUAAGUUGGAGCAGCAGCAUGCUAUUUUUACGCAGUACAGAGAUCCGUGUCGUCUGGGGCCUGGAGAGGACAAGCCGUGGGCUUUGGGUACCUUGUUGGACACAAGUGGUCUAUAUGAUGAGGAGGUCAGCUCGCCCGAGAGUCUUCAGAAGGUAAUGGAGAAUGAAGAAGGCAGGAAGGAAUACUUGGUAUUUCCAGCCAGCAAGAACCAGUGUCCCAAUCAGAAGGGGCGCAAGAUCCCGCUGAAAGGGAACGGCCGCAGGAUCGACUACAUCCUCUACAAAGAGGAGGGCCUGCAGCCCGACUGGAAAGUGGACAUUGAGGAAUUCAGUUUCAUCACCCAGCUGGCCGGCUUGACCGACCACCUCUCUGUGGCUGCGAGGUUGGCCGUUUCUACAGGAGAAGAGGAGUCUUAGGACCCGGCUGAUCUUUUACACAACGCCACGGACAGAGGGAAAAAGAGGGAGAGAGAGAGAGAGAGAGAGAGAGGCAGGGAGAGAGAGAGAGAGAGAGAUGGAAAAAGAGAAGGAGAGAAAGACGUAGGGACUUCCAGCUUGUCAAGACGAGGAAGUAUUUUUUAAACUAUUUGCCUGGUGAACUGAAAUGAUCUUUUGAAGCCUAGAGAGCAAGAGAGCUACAACUGCGUGACGUUUACUGAAGCAUGUUUCAUAAGACGCAGCAGGGGGGGCACACGCCAACACACCCCCACACAAGCGCAGACCCACUCCCACACACGCAGCUCCUCCUGCGAAACGUGCCCUUUUUUCGAAGUCAGAGACAAAAACCACGACCUCUCACUCUCUCGCUUCCUCUUUCGCGGGGCUCUCCACAUCCCUAGAACGAGAGUUUACGUCCUUGCUGUUAUCUAUCACUCGCCUCUGCUCUUCUGACGCUUCUCUGCGGCCCUGCGGAGGGAGGCGGAGCCAUCUUUCUGGUGCCAUGACCUGGGAAAAAAAAACAAAAAAGUCUUUCAGGGAAAAAGAAGACUGCAUGAGAGAAAGCCUGGAUUCACAGUAUUGCACGAGCUGCCACUUUAUAAUAAACACACAAACACACGAUGCUGACGUGAGUCCACUUGUAGAAGAAAGGACUUUUCCCACCCUUUAACCCUUUUAGCCCUCCUCAAGAACCUCAGCGAGAAGUGUCUUUCUUUUCUAACCUCUUUCUAGACCUUUCUAUGGGCGAGCGUGCAGUCUUUGUAGGGCGUUUGUAUAUUGAACAUUGACUUCUCAUCCUGUUGGGCGCGGAUAGUGUGGGCUGAGUUUAGCUGACUAGAGUUUAUAAUAGAGAAAUCAUAGUCAAUCUUUUGACAUGCAGUAGUGCUCCUGUGUGUGUGCACAGUAGGAAAACCAGUUUUACAGUAGGUGCAGUUCUCUGGAGCCCCCCGUUGUCUGAACUGUUUCUCGAUUGACGUGCAUGCCCCCCCCCCAACCAAACUGCACAGCAAUGGAACUACAGGCCUGCAUUUAUCAGUCUGAAAUCCUGAAAGGGACUCGGAAUCACAGGUUCUCUCUCUGUCUCGCAACACAUGCACGCAGACACACACGCGCAGUAUUGCUAUGGCUCGAUCACGGGGGUGUUUGACGCUGUAAAGCAAAAAAAAAAA
This is a messenger RNA of Colossoma macropomum (tambaqui), 3802 nucleotides long. It is a transcript of the gene smpd3, whose product is annotated as sphingomyelin phosphodiesterase 3. Gene Ontology annotation, biological process: sphingomyelin metabolic process. The coding region runs from base 489 to 2612 and encodes 707 amino acids. Gene Ontology annotation, cellular component: cytoplasm; extracellular region. The record is from RefSeq and is a predicted model, not a curated record. The transcript is spliced from 8 exons. Gene Ontology annotation, molecular function: sphingomyelin phosphodiesterase activity. NCBI's taxonomy places the organism in Eukaryota, Metazoa, Chordata, Actinopteri, Characiformes, Serrasalmidae.